Megalobrama amblycephala (Wuchang bream) is the source of this 1020-nucleotide messenger RNA. RefSeq names its product antigen WC1.1-like. Gene Ontology annotation, cellular component: membrane. The record is from RefSeq and is a predicted model, not a curated record. The annotation marks the transcript as partial. Lineage: Eukaryota; Metazoa; Chordata; Actinopteri; Cypriniformes; Xenocyprididae. The transcript is spliced from 3 exons.
AUAAAGAUCUUCCCUCCAGGCUCCUCUCUGGCUGUUCAUGACGGUCUGGUGCGGUUGUCUGGAGAGAGACAGUGUGAGGGGGAGGUGGAAGUUUCCAUCCAUCAGGUCUGGAGGAGAGUUCUGCUGGACUCCUGGAGUCUCACUGAAUCCUCUGUGGUCUGUAGACAGCUGGGCUGUGGCUCUGUGCUGAACUUCUCCGGCUCCUCUUCAUCCAGUCCUGAACACAGUCAUGAGUGUGUGACGGGCUUCCAGUGCUCUGGGAGUGAAGCUCAUCUGGGGAACUGCAGCUCUCCACAAACUCUCAACUGCAGCUCCACACAACAGCUGUCAAUCACCUGCCUUGGUCGUGGGUCCAUCAGGCUGGUGGGUUCUGGGGGAGACUGUGCAGGGAGGCUGGAGGUUUUUCACAGCGGCUCAUGGGGGACAGUGUGUGAUGACUCCUGGGAUAUUAAAGAUGCCCAUGUGGUGUGCAGACAGCUGCAGUGUGGAGUGGCCCUCAGUAACCAGCAGGUACCAGCCUGGUUUGGUCCUGGUUCUGGACCCAUAUGGCUGGAUGAGGUGGAGUGUGAGGGGAAUGAGACAUCCCUGUGGAGCUGCUCUUCUCCAGGCUGGGGAAAACAUGACUGUCAACACAAGGAGGAUGUAGGAGUCGUGUGCUCAGAGUUUAAAGAGAUCAGGUUAACUAAGGGCUGUGAAGGGAAUGUGGAGGUUUUCUACAAUGGAUCCUGGGGUAAUGUGUGCUGGAACCAGAUGGACAGAGACACAGUGAGUCUGAUCUGUCAAGAGCUGAACUGUGGAAGAUCUGGAGUUUUUUCCAGUUCUAUACCAAGACUGGAAUCAGCUCGUAACUGGUUGGAUGAAGUGAAAUGUCGACCACAUGAUUCAAAUCUGUGGCAGUGUCCAUCUUCACCCUGGGGACAGAAUAACUUUGGUGAAGAUGAAGUGACCAAAAUCACCUGUUUGGGUAAGACUGGUUUAUUGUCCAUUUCCAUUUUCCAUCUCUAAAAAUAUAACUAAUCU